Lecanosticta acicola is the source of this 1062-nucleotide messenger RNA. The record is from the annotation of a GenBank genome assembly. NCBI's taxonomy places the organism in Eukaryota, Fungi, Ascomycota, Dothideomycetes, Mycosphaerellales, Mycosphaerellaceae.
AUGUUGAUAAGAUUAAUACCAGCGCUGCUAGCUGCGGCUACGACAGCAUAUGCCCUCAAGGAUGCUUCGCCCUUCUUUCUGCUGUCCACAGAAGCGUAAGACCUGUCCCCCCAUCGCGAAGCCACCGUACACUGAACUCGAAUGAUACAGCCUCCCAUCGGAUUCCCUUCAGUCAGCGCAGAUCUCUACUUCCUCCACAAUCGAACACGAUCUCAUAUCCGCCUUCUCCAAAUGCGAUUCAUCCCUCUACGUCUUCAUCGAGCAAGCCGGCGUGCGCGCAUCGGAUCUACAAGAUGCCACUGCGAUGCCGCAGAUGGCGAAGCGAGUGAACGAUAAGCAGUACAAGGGGGUCGUACAGAUCCCUGAAGUCAUUGGAGAGCUGGAUGCGGAUAGAUUAAAGGCGGAAUUGGGGGAGAAGUGUGAUGAACAGAAGGAGGGAAAUCGGACUGUGGUUUUGAGAAUGCGGUUCCCUACACUCGUGGACACAGAGAGUGCCGAGGGAAGGAGCAGCGUGUUGAAGGAGACUGGUGAGUGUUCCUAAAUAUCAACACUAGAGUGCGGAGAGAGGUGGGCUGAGACUGACGAUGUGAGCAGAUGCCUACCUGGACCAACAGUUCCCCGCCCUCCUUGCGAACUAUACAUCGCACGUCCUAAUUUGGACUUCCUCCUCCUCUGCUUCGUCGAAGCUGGAUGCCGAUGAAGAGCGACACUACGAAAUGGAUGAGCCGCCUUUCCAAGAGAGCCUGCACACUGACCUCAAGCGAGGACUGGAACAUGACUUGAAGAGAAGGCAAAGCGGAAAGGGACAGAGCGACUUGCCUUUGUUCGAGAAGUACCAAUUCUUGUCGCCCGGUAAGCACCCGCUCUCAUCCUUCUCAAGAACUAUGAACAGUAUGCUAAUAGAGUUGUGUGCGCGUUGUAGGUAUUUUCAUGGGCCUUUCCGUAUCUCUGCUCCUCUUCAUAAUCCUCUACGUCGGCGUCUCCGCCAUUGCGAACCUCGAAGUCUCGUAUAUGGCUUUCAGUAAGGAGAUGGGUCCGCAGGCGCAGAAGAAGCAGCAGUGA